Molecule: messenger RNA, 1342 nt
Organism: Alligator sinensis (Chinese alligator)
Lineage: Eukaryota; Metazoa; Chordata; Crocodylia; Alligatoridae
Product: T-lymphocyte surface antigen Ly-9-like
Exons: 10
Coding region: 46-1116 (356 amino acids)
Biological process (GO): T cell activation
Cellular component (GO): external side of plasma membrane
Source: RefSeq, a predicted model, not a curated record
GGAAGGAAGUGAGAAGUACAAGCACACAGCACAGAGCACGCAGCAAUGAAGUUGUGCCGACGUUUCUGCUUUCUAUUAUGCAUAGCAGGUGUACGGUGGUCCGGAGCAGGUGCAGACGCCGCCCCGACAGAGCUGGUCGGCACCGCGGGGGAGACGGUCACGUUUCCGCUCGAGAUCCCGGCAGGGGAGACAUUAGAUAAUGUUGGCUGGACGAUUGGCACAGAGAGUCUAGCAAUCGCGGUACCAGGAGACCCCGCGAGUGUCGUUGUGUCAAACAGGCGCUAUAGGGGCCGCCUGCGUGUCCCCAACGCCGGCCUCGCACUGCACAUCACCGACCUGAGGCCGGAGGACGCCGGGUCCUACACAGCUAGAGUCACCACGGAUAAAAGCGAAUUCACUAGGCUCUUCACACUGCGGGUCUACGAGCGGCUGCCCCAGCCCAUGAUUCACUGCAAUGCCCAAAGCUGUACGAAUGGGCUCUGUAACAUCACCCUAAGCUGCACCAUCCCCAACGGAGGCAGCAAAGUGACCUACAGCUGGAGCAUCCCACAGCCCCCCAGUAUGACCAGUCAAGGAUCCAUCGCGGUCAUCUCUCACCCAGAUCUUCUGAUAAACAUCACGUGCACGGUGCAGAACCCCGCCAGCAACAGCUCCACAAUAGCCUCUGUCGAGGCCCUUUGUGCAGGAAAUUCCACGAACUCCACUGAUGGACAUUCCUCUUCCGCCAUUAUCAUUGUUGUCUGCAUUGCAAUUGCCAUUGGUGUCCUAGGGAUCUGUGGUUAUGUGUUGUACAGGAGGAAGAAGAAAGGUAAACAUAUGAACUUUGAAGGGGAGAGUGAAAAAGUGGAAGAGACUCAAAACAACACGCUUUACGCUCAAGUCGGCUUUAAUCCGUCGGCUCCCAGGAAGCCGAAAAGGUCAGGAGGGAAUGGCGCUGUGAACAACGAGAACCCCAUGACCAUCUAUGCCACUGUCCAACCCCAGAGCCAGGCUGCCAUGCAGACAGACGAUGAAAAGAUGUGCAAGGGAAACACAACAUCCCCACAUCAGAAGGAGAAGCAAAUCAACUGCACCGACGAAAUGCCCCCUGGGACACAAACCCUCCCAAUGCUGUAAUAGCUCUGCCUGGACAUGCAAGAGCAUACCAGAACAAGACAGUCUACAUACCAGCCAGGGAAAUGGAUACGUGCAACAAUGAAGAAGGCCAAGAUUCAUUUCCAGCUAUAUGCUUUAUCUACCUCAAAUCAAUUAAGACACUCAGAAAACCCAUCCAGAACUUCACAGGACCUGUUUUGCCUUCCUGUGACCUUUGUAUGAAAAAAAAUGGUUAUGCAGCUUUUAA